AUGACAAUCCGACACCAAGGCCAGCAGUACAGGCCGAGGAUGGCAUUUCUGCAAAAGAUUGAAGCACUCGUGAAGGACAUGCAGAACCCGGAGACGGGAGUCCGAAUGCAGAAUCAGAAGGUCCUAGUCACCAGCAUCCCUCACGCCAUGACAGGAAGUGAUGUUCUGCAAUGGAUAGCCCAGCGGCUUUGGAUCUCUGGUCUGGAGGCACAGAACCUGGGCAACUUUAUCGUCAAGUAUGGCUACAUUUACCCUCUGCAAGACCCCAAGAAUCUCGUUCUCAAGCCCGACAACAACAGCCUCUACCGAUUUCAGACGCCGUAUUUCUGGCCCACCCAGCAGUGGCCAGCUGAAGAUACAGAUUACGCCAUCUAUCUGGCCAAGCGAAAUAUCAAGAAGAAAGGGAUUUUAGAAGAAUAUGAGAAGGAAAAUUACAAUUUCUUGAACAAAAAAAUUAACUACAAGUGGGACUUUGUCAUUAUGCAGGCCAAAGAGCAGUACAGGACCGGAAAGGAAAGGAACAAAGCAGACAGGUACGCGAUGGAUUGCCAGGAGAAGGCGUAUUGGCUGGUGCACCGCUGCCCUCCAGGAAUGAACGAUGUGCUGGAUUAUGGCCUGGACCGAGUGACCAAUCCUAAUGAAGUUAAGAAACAAACUAUCACUGCUGUCAGAAAAGAGAUCAUGUAUUACCAACAGGCCUUAAUGAGGUCUACGGUGAAGUCUUCAGUGUCCCUUGGAGGGAUCGUCAAAUACAGUGAGCAGUUCUCAUCCAAUGAUGCCAUCAUGUCAGGCUGCCUACCAAGCAAUCCUUGGAUAACAGAUGACACCCAGUUCUGGGAUUUAAAUGCCAAAUUGGUGGAAAUCCCAACCAAGAUGCGGGUGGAACGAUGGGCCUUCAACUUCAGCGAACUGAUCCGAGACCCCAAGGGUCGACAGAGCUUCCAGUACUUUCUCAAGAAAGAAUUCAGUGGGGAGAACCUGGGAUUUUGGGAAGCCUGCGAGGAUCUGAAGUAUGGAGACCAGUCCAAGGUCAAGGAGAAAGCGGAGGAGAUUUACAAGCUAUUCCUGGCCCCAGGCGCGAGGCGGUGGAUAAACAUAGAUGGCAAAACCAUGGACAUCACGGUGAAGGGGCUGAAGCAUCCCCACCGCUACGUGCUGGAUGCAGCACAAACCCACAUCUACAUGCUCAUGAAGAAGGAUUCCUAUGCUCGCUAUUUAAAAUCUCCAAUCUAUAAGGAAAUGCUGGCCAAAGCUAUUGAACCUCAGGAAACCACCAAGAGAAGCUCGAGCCUCCCGUUCAUGCGGCGUCACCUGCGCUCCAGCCUGAGCCCUGUCAUCCUGAGGCAGCUGGAGGAAGAAGCCAAGGCACGAGAAGCAGCCAACACGGUGGACAUCACCCAGCAGGGCCAGCACUUGGCUCCGAGCCCCCACCUGACCGUGUACGCCGGGACCUGCGUGCCCCCCUCUCCUUCCAGCCCUUUCUCCUCCUCCUGCCGGUCCCCCAGGAGGCCCUUCCCCUCGCCCGGCCGCUUCAUCCGCCGGCCCAGCAGCGCCGUCUGCCCCUCACCCAUUAGAGCGGCCUUGGACAGCGCCUCGGGCUUGGAGCAGAAGGGGGAGGCGAGCGAGUCCAGUGCCCAGCGCGGGCCCUCGGUCGCCGAGAGCAACGACACCUCCAGCGACUGCCUCCGCCCCCGCAGCCAGCCCGGGGCCCCUCCCAAGGCCCGCACGGCCCUGUCCUUCAGCAGGUUUCUGAGACGGGGCUGUCUAGCCUCGCCGGUCUUUGCCACGCUCUCACCCAAGUGCCCCCCUGUGUCCCACGGGAAGGUGCAGCCCCUGGCGGAUGUGGGCCAGCAGCUGCCACGGCUGAAAUCCAAGAAAGUAGCAAACUUUUUCCAGAUCAAAAUGGACGUGCCCACGGAGAGCGGGACCUGCCUGAUGGAUUUGGAGGACACUGAGACUGAAGAGUCGGGUGACCGGGCCAUAGAAAAGGAGGUCAUCUGCCCCUGGGAGAGCCUGGCCGAGGGGAAAGCAGGCUGA
Molecule: messenger RNA, 2037 nt
Organism: Cynocephalus volans (Philippine flying lemur)
Lineage: Eukaryota; Metazoa; Chordata; Mammalia; Dermoptera; Cynocephalidae
Gene: RGS9
Product: regulator of G protein signaling 9
Exons: 19
Coding region: 1-2037 (678 amino acids)
Biological process (GO): G protein-coupled receptor signaling pathway; intracellular signal transduction; positive regulation of GTPase activity
Cellular component (GO): plasma membrane; neuron projection; cytoplasm
Molecular function (GO): GTPase activator activity
Source: RefSeq, a predicted model, not a curated record